CGCGGGUUGCAUUUUAUUUAUGCGGGUAUUUUAGAACAAAUAUUUGGGCUUCCAGGAUAAAUUGUCAUUAGGUGUCGUCGAAUUGAUUAUCAUCGAAAUUAUUUAAAUCUCAAUGGCUCAAACGCAACAACUGUCAAAUUGUAUCUUCUGUAAAAUUAUUAGGAAUGAGGAAUCUGGCGAAAAAAUUUACGAGGAUGAGGAUGUCACAUGCAUUAAAGACAUUAAUCCAGUGUCUACACAUCAUUAUUUGAUAAUACCUAAUAAACAUAUACGCAAUGCAAAAACACUUCAACCUGAAGAUUCUGAACUUUUCAACAAGAUUGUUGCUACAGUAGACAUUAUCUCUGAAAAGAUGAAUCUUGAUUCUGCGUCUACGCGAACAGGAUUUCAUUGGCCACCAUUUAAUACCGUUCAGCAUUUACAUUUACAUGUUAUUUCGCCAAUAGAGAAAAUGAGUGGUAUAAAAAAGCUGAUGUUUCCCAAUCCCAAUAAUUAUUGGUUUGUGAGCACAGACUAUGUGAAAUCUCGCUUAGAAAAUAGUAAAAAUAGAGCAUUAUAGUUUUACUUUGUUAGUUACCUUCUUGAUAUGAAUUAGAUAUUAAAAUUUUGUGCAAUUUAUCAUGGAAUAUUGGAUGUGAUUGCGAGUAAAAAUAUUUAUUAUAUAUAGAAUAUAACAAAGAUUAUAUAUUUAUUAAGGAUUAAGAGAGAUAAUAUUACAGUUUCGUAUUACAUUAAAUCGUAUAUAUCUUAUAUACAUGUAUCUUGCAUAAUGUAUAUAUAUUUCAUUGUUGCAUUUAAUUGU
Acromyrmex echinatior (Panamanian leafcutter ant) is the source of this 802-nucleotide messenger RNA. RefSeq names its product adenosine 5'-monophosphoramidase HINT3. The record is from RefSeq and is a predicted model, not a curated record. Gene Ontology annotation, molecular function: catalytic activity. Lineage: Eukaryota; Metazoa; Arthropoda; Insecta; Hymenoptera; Formicidae.